Ceutorhynchus assimilis (cabbage seed weevil) is the source of this 1068-nucleotide messenger RNA. NCBI's taxonomy places the organism in Eukaryota, Metazoa, Arthropoda, Insecta, Coleoptera, Curculionidae. The record is from the annotation of a GenBank genome assembly.
AUGUUAAUACUAAAAGAAGAAUUAAUUGCCAGAUGUGAGGGUAUGAGGAGGGCGCUAACAGCUAAUGAAAUAGAAGAGGUUCGAGGCAUGGGGAUCAUACAUACUCCUAGAGGAAAUAUUGUGGAGGAAUUGGUCAAGAAAAUGUUAAUACUAAAAGAAGAAUUGAUUGCUAGAUGGGAAGGUAUGAGGAGGGCGCUAACAGCUAAUGAAAUAAAAGAGCUGGUAAAUUACUCUGAAAGUGCCAUGAUAAGGUGCUCAAUAUACAAUAUUAUUAAAGAACAUUUUAAUCUUCAUCCCCAUAAACUUGUAGUGGAAUGGUUAGGGGGCAUGGGGAUCAUACAUACUCCCAGAAGAAAUAUUGUGGAGGAAUUGGUCAAGAAAAUGUUAAUACUAAAAGAAGAAUUAAUUGCCAGAUGUGAAGGUAUGAGGAGGGCGCUAACAGCUAAUGAAAUAGAAGAGGUUCAGGGGCAUGGGAUAAUACAUACUCCCAGAAGAAAUAUUGUGGAGGAAUUGGUCAAGAAUAUGUUAAUACUAAAGGAAGAAUUAAUUGCCAGAUGUGAAGGUAUGAGAAGGUCGCUAACAGCUAAUGAAAUAGAAAAGGUUCAGGGGCAUGGGUAUCAUACAUACUCCCAGAAGAGCUUACCAAUACAUACUAACUUUAUUCAUAUCACAGUGGACAAUAAAAUGGACGAUAAAACGCGUCUUGUAAGAAAAAUAACUAUUACAACUCAGUAAUUGCAAUAAUAGUCCGAACUUUUAUAGGAUUUAUGAAUGAAACAUUCUGUCUCCUGAGUUGUAAUGUCUUUAGGCGCCAGAAAUUUUAACACGCCUGGAAUAAGUAGUAUGAGUUAUAGUGAUGGUAGGUCGAUACUUUAGGUUUCGAGUUAAUCCGAUUGACAAUAAUUAUUUCAGCCACUCAUUUAGCAUUUGUUGAGCAGCCAGCCAACAAAUUUCCUUUCAGAUAUAAGUCUGAAAAGCUUGUUACCCAUGAUUGCCUUAAAGGUUUAACUUCUGAUGGUACAAGAAAGCCAAAUUAUCCUACUGUUGAGGUGAUAAAAGAAAUCCGAU